UCCCACCUGCCCCCCCCCCCCCGGCGGCGGCGAGGUUAGCGAUGAGGCGGCCGCGGGGAGCGGCCGGAGGAGUUUGUUCGCUCCCCGUCUCCCUGAUGCUCUGAGCCGGAGUCUCCUCCUUUCCCCGGGCUCGCGCCCGGGCUGGAUGCUCCGCUCGCUCCUCGCUCCGCUGCCGCAGCCGCCAGAUUAGCGCGAGCCAUGGAGCCGUCCGCAGCCGCCCUGGACAGCACUCCGGACCCCGCCAUCGUGCAGCCCCCCGGGAGCAGCCCGCCCGUGCCCCCACGGGAGCAGCAGCAGGAGCAGCUGCGGAUCGGGGAGAGCGGGCAGUUCGGCGAGGGGCCGGAGGACAGAGGUUUACUAGAAAGCAGUACAAGGCUAAAACCUCAUGAAGCUCAAAGCUACAGAAAGAAGGCAUUGUGGGUUUCCUGGGUCUCCAUAAUUGUCACACUGGCUCUUGCAGUGGCUGCUUUCACUGUCUCCGUAAUGAGAUACAGUGCAUCAUCGUUUGGAUUUGCUUUUGAUGCUACCCUGGAUGUUUUGUCAUCAGCGAUAGUUUUGUGGCGUUACAGCAACGCAGCUGCCGUACAUUCUGCACACAGGGAGUACAUAGCCUGUGUUAUCUUGGGUGUCAUAUUCCUCCUAUCAUCUAUAUGUAUUGUGAUCAAAGCUAUCCACGAUCUUGCAAAGAAGGUUCUUCCAGAAGUGGAUGACUUUCUGUAUAGUGUCUCAGUUUUGAGUGGCAUCCUCUGCACUGUUUUGGCAGUAAUCAAGUUUAUGCUGGGCAAGGUGCUUACAAGCAGAGCGCUGAUAACUGAUGGCUUCAACUCUCUUGUAGGUGGAAUAAUGGGAUUUUCCAUCCUUCUUAGCGCAGAAGUCUUUAAACACAAUUCUUCUGUCUGGUAUCUGGAUGGCAGUAUAGGAGUUUUAAUUGGACUUACAAUAUUUGCCUAUGGAAUCAAGUUGCUCAUUGACAUGGUGCCCCGUGUACAGCAGACGCGCCACUAUGAGAUGUUCGAGUGAAGAUCACACCCUCUUCUUUGUUGGCUUUCACAGCACAGAGCCAGUGUAUUACUUCUGUUUAUCACAGGUGGAUUAAAAAUAGCAGACAGUCCACAGCAGAGGUUGAAAUAGGACUGUGGUAAGUAGCCAAGUAGCUAGAAAUCCCCAUUCUUACUAUACAAUAGAUGAUGUAAACGAGAGUAGAUUUACAAUGAGACUUUCAGUGACUGAUGUAAAGUUGGGACACUAAUUCUUUACUGAUGUUAUCUGAAACCUUAUUUCCCAUCGAAUGUCACACAGCAAGUUCUCAGCCCGAUUCCCCAGGGUCCUUAGUAAAGGCAAACUCCCACUGAUGCGUGCAGGAAGAGACACCAAAAGGUGCAGCUGGCCUGACAGUGUCAGUGGGAGGUGCACAGCACUGCCAUGAUGGCACUUGCGCUCUCUUGCAACAGAACAGAAAAGUCUUUACUACAGAAUGAAUUUUGUUCUGCUGCUAUAGCUGGUUUACAUAUAUUUUGGAUUAAGUUUAUAUAAUUGUUUGUAUACAAACUCCUUAAUGUUGUUACUGUUAGUGUUCUGGUGCUACUUGUUCUGGAGCCUUGCUGUCUCUGGGUGAUGUCAGGCACCAUCACACGCCACUCAGCGUAAGAUGGAAGUACAGCACUUGACAAGACAGAGGAGGUACUUCCUAAGCUUAUUCAGCAGAAAGAUGUAUUGUACAGGAACUGUCCCUGUCCUCAUUAGGUGGACUUCUAAAUAUCACGUACCACCCCAACGCCCUUUCUUCAUGCACAAGUUUCUAAUUCCUUUUGCUUUUGCUUAGUCCUGAUAUUUUCCCAUUCUGUUCCUUUUGUAACUCCAAGUUCACUGAAGAGAGCCCUGGAAAAUGCAUUUCCCUGCUGAUUAACUCAGUUUUAUCAAGCAUCUUCAGCACCAGAAUAACAGAACCAGAGCUUGAACAUAGCUAUGUUAUGCAUUUCUUGUUUUUUGCUAGUUGUAUUAGUACUGUUUGCCCUUCUCCACCCCUCCAGGGAUCUUGUUGCUUCUGUAGUCCCAGUGUCAGUCAUUAAAUGACACUUGGGAGCUACCCAAAGCACUGCUCCACAGGGCUGUGCACUACAGCAGCCAGUUUCUAGACAGACCAGCGCCCAGAAGAGCAGCAAGAAGGUAAAAUGGGUUGUGGCAAAAUGCCUAACUGCAGUGAGCUUGGUGGCACAGAAGUCCUACUCUAUGGAGAGCAUGUAGGACAUUAAGCCAGCUCACAUUUUAAAGGAGCCUGUUAAAACGCUGAGUGCAACGUGUGCGCAGGGACCUUGUGGAUGUGCUCAUCCAUGAAGCAAAGCUGAGGGAAUCCUCUUUACUAGAGGAUGGCUCUAAGUACAGACUUCAACUGCACAACCCUUGAAAAUGAGAUGUGGCUAAACAAGCUCGUACUUUUCUUAUCAGAGUAACUUAAACUAAAAGCAGAAGUGUUUCACUUACCAAGCAUGCUUCAACGCUCUUCUGGUAUUAGCAGGUAAAUACAAGAAAAUAAGUAAAAUACUUGAGACUUCAAAGGAAAAAGACCAGGCACUAGUGAUACUCAGAAAUGAGCACUAAUCCAUGCUGAUGAAACCGGCUACCCCUGGCUGCCACACUUCUUAUGGCUCUUUACAAUUGGAAAGAAACUAAAUGCAAUGCUCAUCCAGUUUACCAGGAUGCUCUGCUCUAGCCAGCCACCCUCAAAGGUAACAUUUGCUGUAGUAGCUUUCUUUAUUACAUGUCUGUGCCAGCUACUCUCUAACUGUGAGAUAACAACCAGGUUGCAGCAACGCCAACUGAAGGUGGAAUUUCCAACAGCAGGGGUAGCUCGGGAGCACUUGGAACCAUCACCUUAACCUUGGCACUGCCCAACACAACGUUUUCUGCAGUUCCAGCUGCCUGGGAGUGCAUAGACAUUUCCAGGAGCCAUAGAGGUAAGGAAGCACUGAAGCUACCGAGCCAAUGUUAUCCCUGGAUACACGGAUCUGUGUGGGUACUGCAUCCUCAACUUGCAAGUGUUUCACUCUCCUCACAGCACUUUUAAUUUCUCAGCACUGCUUUUCAGGUAUGCGCUGCUGCUACGUUCUGUGCACUGCCAUGGAGCAGAGCUGUGACAAAGCACAGCGCUGACAGGUGCUGCUCAUCAGGCACCAGAACUGAGGCAGGAAGGGCACAAACCCACAUUCCUGUGGGUCCAGGUUAUCUAAUUGGAGAGUAAUUAAAUCAGACACCAGCCAAUCAAGGGACCUGUCCUACUGCUCCCACACCUGGGAGCCGGAUGCUUUCCUGCUCCCACCAGCCUCAGGAUGAGCCCGUGGGGAGGCAGCGUCCAGCUCCUGCACGUUACCUGUUCCACGCUAUCAGCUGCAUGCUGGGGUUGGCACAGCUGCACCUCUGGCAGAGCUUGGGAGCAGAAUCACGGUGACACUGCGGGGACAGCCAGGAGCGACACGGGCACCAGCAAGAACAGAUGCUGGAGGGCUGAAAGUGCAUUUGAUAGAAAGCCUUUGCAGAAGAGUUUGUUUUGCAAGUAAUUGGGAAGCACAUCGUUUUGUCAGCUAGGGCUGUUGCUACCAACCCCACCACUUUUCUGCCCACACCCCUUACUCUGCCACCCUCACCUCAGCCCACAGCGAGGGACAGAAACCCGUGGCACUGCCUAUGCUGUGAGCGACAGCUGUUACUUGCUGGAACCCCAGAAGCUCCUACCGUGGUUCGCUUUCUGUAGAGCUGACGU
Messenger RNA from Numida meleagris (helmeted guineafowl), 3757 nucleotides. RefSeq names its product transmembrane protein 163 (gene TMEM163). Gene Ontology annotation, molecular function: zinc ion binding. The transcript has 9 exons. Gene Ontology annotation, cellular component: synaptic vesicle membrane. The record is from RefSeq and is a predicted model, not a curated record. The coding region runs from base 199 to 1020 and encodes 273 amino acids. NCBI's taxonomy places the organism in Eukaryota, Metazoa, Chordata, Aves, Galliformes, Numididae.